Pectinophora gossypiella (pink bollworm) is the source of this 1346-nucleotide messenger RNA. RefSeq names its product retinol dehydrogenase 11-like. The transcript has a single exon. Bases 234 to 1214 code for a protein of 326 amino acids. The record is from RefSeq and is a predicted model, not a curated record. Lineage: Eukaryota; Metazoa; Arthropoda; Insecta; Lepidoptera; Gelechiidae.
GCUUAUGCAAUGCGGUCCAUUCACCUACUUGCCUAGUCUGUGGAUAGACGCAUUCAUCUUAGAUGAAAGAUUUUACUACAUUUUUUUUUAAAUACUGGUUUAAUACAGAAAUGGUUCCAAUGAAUAACAACGGAACCCUCCUAAAGGAAGCGCGUCGCAACCGUCACUUUAGCAAUCGAAAUUGCAUACAACUUCUACACUACACUUCAGUCUAAUACGAACUCCGUGACACAAUGUCCGCCUUGCUAUUCGUUGUGGUUACGAUCGUAAUCGCGAUCGUAAUUAGAUUCUAUGAAAAGAAUACCAAUGCCAUGUGCAAGUCUAAGAAGAAACUUGAUGGGAAAAUUGCUAUAGUGACCGGCGGAACCGCUGGUAUGGGACUGGAGAUUGCUAAAGAAUUUGCGCGAAGGGAAGCUAAAGUCAUCAUCGCUUGCCCUUUCAAAGAAGAAGGAGUUAACGCCAGAAAAGAAAUAGUCGAAGAAACUGGAAACGAAAAAAUAAUUUUCAAGUUAUUAGACCUCUCCUCUAUAGAGUCUGUGCGGAAAUUUGCAGCAGAUAUCAUAAACACAGAAGACAGACUGGAUAUUUUGAUCAACAAUGCAGGCGUUGGGGUCCCAUCUGACUUCGUGACGGCGGACGGUAUGAGCUUCAUCAUGCAAGUGAAUUACUUCGGACACUUUCUAUUGACACUCCUGCUGCUGCCACUUUUGAAGAAAUCUGGAACUUCAUGGCAGCCAAGCAGGAUAGUGAACACGUCUUCGAUACUACAUCAAAUUGGGGCGUACGAUAUUAGGAACCUCAACAGAACAGACCACUGGUUCAUGUUCCAAAUCUACGCCAAGAGCAAGAUCUGUUUGGUGUUAUUCGCACGAGAACUAACGAAGAGAAUUAAUGGAUCAAACGUGGUGAUCAACAGUGUGGACCCAGGUGCUGUUGGCACCAGGAUAUUUGACAGCAGUGGGAAAAUAUAUGGACCUAUAUUUACAUUUUUGUGCAAUAGUUUGUACAAGACUCCUUGGGAAGGUGCGCAGACGGCUUUGUACGUAGCUUUAGACUCUGAAGCUGGAGAAGUCAGCGGGGAAUUCUUCAAGAACUGUGCGCGAGCGCGGGCUAUAAAAUGGGCUUAUAGUGAUAAACUGGCCCGCAUAAUAUUUGACGAUUCAGUAAAAUGUGUGAAACUAACUGAUGAAGAAUUAAAUGCAUGUUUAGCGUGAGAAUACCUAUGUCUGUUUUUAAUAGAUUUUGAAAACGUGUUAAAAACUAGAUAUUUUAAAUUUUACUGUGUAGUAUCGAAAUAAUAUGUUUGAAAUAUCGAAUAUUUUAAAUAAUAAAACGAAAAUUAUGGA